UCCAUCGAAUGAAGACUUGGACUAUGAGCCUCUGAGCUGGAUUACGAGUUGGAGAUAGAUCAGUUUCUGGACGAACUAGAUGACGAUGAAGACUUAAUGGAAGUGGAGGAUUAUGGGCUCAUUCGCCCAAUCAGACACAUACUUCAUAAGGUUUUGAAAACAGUUCGUGGCUCCAAGUGCGUUUUCAAAGGAGUUGUUGAUAUUCUGUAUUCCUGUACUAAUUUUGUGGAUGCUGUGGAAUCCUGCUGAGGUGGUGGAGGUUCUUUGUAAAAAAAAAGUGAACUUUGAUGGCUUCUGCAACGUUGCCGCCCAUUUCCUCGAGGAGGAGGACGCCGAGGCCACUCAGAAGCAGCUGAAGGAGGCGUUCCGUCUGUACCAUUGCGAGGGCAAUGGUUACAUCACCACCUCCACCCUCAAGGAAAUCCUCGCCGUCCUGGACGACAAGUUCUCCUCCAGCGAUCUGGACGGCAUCAUUGCUGAGAUCGAUAUUGAUGGCUCCGGAACAGUGGAUUUUGAUGGUGGGUUUUAAAUAUUUUAUAUUAUACUUUCCUUUUCAAAUACCGAUCCGUAUAUUUGGUUUCAGAAUUCAUGGAAAUGAUGACAGGCGAUUGGAGGAACCACUGACACAAUGAAAUAAAACACCAAUACAGAAGAAGCUUUUAGGUUUAAUAAUAAUUUUUUAUUAUUUUUAAAUAAAUUAACUAAACGCUUUAAUACAAACUUUAGUUAUUGUGGUCUGCGCGCAGUAAUAAUGAAACAAAAAAAACUGAAAGAUCGACUUAAAUAUCUAUUUAGUGUAUAUAGUUUA
Drosophila ananassae is the source of this 808-nucleotide messenger RNA. RefSeq names its product troponin C, isoallergen Bla g 6.0201. NCBI's taxonomy places the organism in Eukaryota, Metazoa, Arthropoda, Insecta, Diptera, Drosophilidae. Bases 230 to 529 code for a protein of 99 amino acids. The transcript has a single exon. The record is from RefSeq and is a predicted model, not a curated record. Gene Ontology annotation, molecular function: calcium ion binding; enzyme regulator activity.